AUAAUAAUAGCAGCACCAAGCACAGCCGCGCCGCCGCUAUCAAUCAAGCUCACUUCAACGCGUUGAGUACAUAUUGGAUUUUCCCUCCUUUUCGGUGUACCGAUUGUUACUGUUAUCUUAUAUUAUUGUUUAAUUCAUCAUGCGGAAAAUAUCUAAAAGUCGCACGGAUGACGAUGUAGUAUCUUCCACGAAUGGAUCUGUUGUAAACGAAGAACAUUCCACCGACGCGGAACGCCAAGCUGACCCAGAUGAAAAAGAGCCGGAAUCAGAAUCAACCGAUAAUGUCGAAAUAAAUGAGAGUGUUUCUACAAGUUCCAUCAAAGAAUCUUCCAAGAAGGGUAAAGCAAAGAACAAGACUAAGAAAAAGAAGUCCGAAAAAAAAGUGACAGAAGAGGAAUAUGAGGUCGAAAAAAUUGUGGAUUCCAAACGAAUUAAAGGUAAACUGCAUUACCUCAUACGUUGGAAGGGAUAUUCAGCUGACAAUGAUACAUGGGAACCCGAAAAUACCUUAUCCUGCCCUGAGUUAAUCAACAAGUAUAAUGAUGAGAAAGAAAAUUCUAAAACUAAAGAAAGUAAGGCUGAGAAAAAAAAUAACAAAAGGAAAGCUAAAAAAGCACCAAAGACCCCUGCUAAGCGUGCCAAACAUGACUUGGAUGAUAGCAAUGCUGAUGAAAACGCAGAGUAUGAGGUAGAUCGUAUAUUAGAAGUUCGACACAAGAAAAAUGGACAACGAGAAUUUUUUAUACACUGGAAAGGAUGGUCUAGCAAGUUUGAUUCUUGGGAGCCAGAAGACAACUUAAAUUGCCCUGAGUUGAUAAAAAAAUUUAUGGAAAAGGUCUCAAAAGCUCGGUCUGUUGAUUCUCGAAACUUGAGAGUGGCUCCAGAAACUACAAACCGCUUUACAUUACAAGACCCUUCGUCAGGGCGCAGGUUGAGCAAAAGGCGGGGACAGCGUCAGAGGGUGCGUUACGACAAUGCUGAAUAACUAUUACCCCCCCUAUGUUUGAAAUGGUACAGUCAAUGUACCAAAUUGAUCAUUUAUGUAUAAGUUAUAAGGUUUUGCAGUGUUACUUCAUAGAAAUGGCAGAUAUAUUUUAUUUUAUGAAGAUGUUUUAUUUUUACUUUUAAUUGCUUAUAUCUCUAUUAUGUGCAAUGUUGUGUCUAAAAUUUCUAGAUCUAGCAAAGUGCAUGCAUUUGACAAUAUUGUUAUAUGUAUACAGUUGUGGAUGUGCAGCUAGCCAAGGUGUUAUUGAAAAUUGCCACAUUACUUCCAGGUUACAUAAGGGUAAUGAUAAAAGAAGCUCUGUUUGGAUGACAUUUAAUUUUUUGUGUAUGCAUACUAUCUGGAUGUAACUAAGAAUAAGCAGAUAAAUGUUAUCGAAUUUAUUUACAUAAAAAACGGCUUAGAAAGUGGCAAACUUAAAUGAAAAUCCAGGAAUAGUUCAGUGUAUAAGUCACCGCAGAAUUAGUUAACUGUAAAAUUAAUAAUUAAGUUAAUGAUUUAUUUACAAUCAUUUGAAUUGUGUCUGUUGUUAUUUGUUACUCUUUUAAUAUACCAUACAAAACUAACUUUAUUAUAAAUAAAAUAGGAACUCUUACCUCGACAGGUAAAUGUGUCUUGGGGUAAAAGUUUAAACAGGAUCAUAGUUACAUACUUGUUCCCUUGAUUACUGGUGCUAUGUAGUUGCAGUAAUCUGUACAUCUUAAAGGUACAAUUGACUGAGCCUAAGCUGUACAGAACAAACACCAGUACAGAAAAUUUAAUAAUUCUAAAUUAAUAAACAUGUAUUUCUACAAAAAAAUUUCACUUUUGUUUAAAUAAGUGAGUUUAAAUGAGCGACUUGUUUUAAUCUUUCAUAUUUUAACAGUAAGUACAUAAAUUAUAUUAUAAUGGACGCUGGCACAUCAAGCUUUACAAUUUUUGUUAUAGAUUCUCAAUUUUAUUAGAAUAGCGACUUAGUUGAAAAUGUUUACAAGAUAUAGUUUCAGUUUGGGACAUUGUGCAAAUGUGCAGAUUUCUAUAGACACCUUUAUGUGAAUUUUAUAAUUUAAUUUUAGUUAUAACAUAGCUAUUUUAUGGGGUCCCCAUAUCAAGUCCUUUAUAGAAAAAUAAAUAUAAAUAGAUAUAUUUAUCUUUAUCUUGAAAGUAUACAAAGGAAAGAAUAUAAUUUUUAUAAAUAGGUAAUUAUAAAAUAAAAACUAUCUGUCAAGAGGUCUCAACAUGAAAGUACUGCUAUUUUGUUUAAAGUUAUUGUAUCCCUUUUGUCUUGGGACACUUUGUUUUUCACUUAGACAUAAAAAGUAAAUCUAUUUAAUUUAAUUUACUUUCUAUUAAACGGGAUAAAUAACACAAGUGCAGAUAAUAUUUGCUGGUUUCCAUUUUAGAUUUGUUUGGGCCUAGUGAUUUGAACUUUAAUCAAUGCGGAACAUAAAUAUCGAUAAAAUAUGUAUUCUGACUUAUUGUGUUAACUAUGAUUCAUUGUUGUUUAUAAUUAAUACAAACAGCUUAUCCACGUUCUUGAAACCUUGAUUUGUGAUAGAUAUAGUAAAAUAUUUCAUAUUUACUGUUAAAUUUCUAUAGAUCAGUUGAUUUAAGAAACGUAAUGUUUCUCUAUCUUGAAUUUAUAUCGUGUGCUAAAAUUGCUUCAUCUCGAGAUGCGAUUUUUUAUUCGAUUCAUUAUAUAAAGUGCCUAACCACGUUUAAACCUGCUCGUAAAAAUAUAAACUGCAUGGACUAAACCAAGUUAGACAUUAUGUGUGAAAAGUUGUCGGAUUGAGAUGAUACUUGCAAAUGUGAGAAGAGGCAGGUCCUAGCGUUAUUAUUUAGGUAAUCUAUUCAUUGUACUAAAAUUUUGCUUUGCUUUUCUUUACAAAAGAUAGUACCUCUAUGUCAGUCUAAGUGAAUAGAAGUGUAUGUACACUGUAUGUGUGAUUAGAAUGAAUGUAUACAGUUUUUGGUGGGAGUAGGCCCAAAAUUAACAGACAAAUUGUAUGUUUUGAUGAUAAGAAUCAGCAAUAAAAAAAUUGUAAGAGUAUGUCACGCGACGUGUCGGAUCCAAAUUCCGCAUACCUAGGGUGAAAGUCUCGACAAUAAUAAAUAACGACUGAAAUAAGUUGUUUAUAUGUUACUUUCUUUAAUAGAUAUUAAACUUUAUUGCAGACGGAUAAGGUUCAAAAUCUAUUAAAGAAAUUCGCAACUAAACGAUCGAUUUAUAAUCAGUCAAUGUUGGGACGGCAGCCAAAACGAAGACUUUAAAAUGUAAACACCUACAGUAAAAGCACAGGUAGUGGAACUCGUAGUUUGGAUGUAGUGUUUUUUUUUUCUAUAUAAAUAUCCAAUAUAUUAGUAAUAUAAUAAGUAUAUAAACUUUUUCUCUGAACUUUCUAAACUUUAUUUGACUGACACUUGACACUUGCAUUUCACCUGCGGCUUCACACACGAUUCUUAAGAGGUUAGAUUAAAAAUGCAUGAUUUUUUGUCAGUCACAAAUAGUUCGAAUUCCGCAUACCAAUUUUUAGCCUUAAUUCCGUUAAUUCAGUAGUUUCAUCCAAACAAACAAACUUUCACAUUUAUAAUAUUAGUGUGACAUUAGUACGAUAUAUUAUAUCGUAAGAAAAUUAUUACAUGUCAUGGCAUGUUAUAAUUAUGAUUAUAUUAGAUUCGAUCCGAAUUCUGGCACCGAUUGUGUACAACCAUGUCAUUGUCCACCACUGGUGCUUUUACUGUAAUCCUAAUUACUAUACUUAAUAGCGGUAACAUUAAGUAUAGUAUACUUCUAUUUAGUAUUAUAGUCUUUAGUAUUUGGAAGUUUGUAUAAAAUUGUUCCAAAGAUAUAUUUAUGUAUUUUAAACGUUUUGCUGCUGUAUUAAUUUCAUCAAAGUACUUUUUAUUUUGUAAAAAUGGGCAAACUUCUACUUUAGGCACAUAUAUAUUAUAUGUUUUAUAAACGUAAGUGGUUUCAUGUGUGUAUUUUAUGUCUAAAUUGUUACAUUGAGGUAGAUAAACAAUUAAAGAAUAAAUGAAUAUGAAUAUGA
This is a messenger RNA of Spodoptera frugiperda (fall armyworm), 4035 nucleotides long. Its product is annotated as chromobox protein homolog 1-like. Gene Ontology annotation, biological process: chromatin organization; negative regulation of transcription by RNA polymerase II. The transcript is spliced from 6 exons. Lineage: Eukaryota; Metazoa; Arthropoda; Insecta; Lepidoptera; Noctuidae. Gene Ontology annotation, molecular function: chromatin binding. Gene Ontology annotation, cellular component: pericentric heterochromatin. Bases 140 to 985 code for a protein of 281 amino acids. The record is from RefSeq and is a predicted model, not a curated record.